Molecule: messenger RNA, 3037 nt
Organism: Carcharodon carcharias (great white shark)
Lineage: Eukaryota; Metazoa; Chordata; Chondrichthyes; Lamniformes; Lamnidae
Gene: l3mbtl2
Product: L3MBTL histone methyl-lysine binding protein 2
Exons: 19
Coding region: 134-2284 (716 amino acids)
Biological process (GO): regulation of DNA-templated transcription
Cellular component (GO): nucleus
Molecular function (GO): zinc ion binding
Source: RefSeq, a predicted model, not a curated record
CUUAAGAUGGCAUCAUCAUUGCUUGCAAUGUGUUGCUGAAUUCGAACAUCAAGUUGCACAAAGAUAGAGGCAAAGGAUUGUGUGUUAUCCAGCAAAACGUUGACACUGAACCGGAAAAAAGAAUGUUCUAGAAAUGUCUUUCAAGGAUGUUGGAGAUGAUUACUAUAGCCUGUUUGAUGGGUAUGAUAGUCUGGAAGACCACGGCACUAGCAGCAAUGAAAACUUCACUGAGGAAUCGAGUGAUGACAUGGAGGAUGAAGAAGGUGGUCAGCAGCAGGUCGUGGAGUCUGAGUCAAUAUUAGAAGCGAUGAACGAUGAUGAAUCCAUUGAUGGAAAACUUGGAAUGGCUACCUGUGAGAUGUGUGGGAUUGCGGGAGCACGAGAAACCUUCUUUUCCAAGACGAAGAGAUUCUGCAGUGUUUCCUGUUCCCGAAGCUACUCUUCCAACUCGAAGAAAGCCAGCAUCUUGGCAAGAUUACGGGGAAAACCACCCACAAAGAAAGCAAAGGUGUUAAACAAAGCUUCAUGGGUAUCUAAACUGGGGGCAUUUCUACAGCAUCAGUCCAAUGGGAAGAUAAAGAAUGGUAAUCAGAAUAGCAAUUCUGCUUUCAGCCAAGGGUUCGAAUGGGGCAAGUAUAUCGAGGAACAGAAAUGCAAAGCCGCUCCUGUCAGCUGCUUCAAACACGUUCCACUGUUUGACCAGUGGGAAGAUGUUCUGGAAGGGAUGAAGGUGGAAAUAUUGAACCUUGACUGUAAUCUGCCAAUCAAAGUCUACUGGAUGGCGUAUGUCAUCAGAUUAGCAGGUUACAAGGCAUUGCUGAGAUAUGAAGGAUUUGAAAAUAACUCGCGACAGGACUUUUGGUAUAACCUGGGAACUGCAGAUAUCCAUCCAAUUGGCUGGUGCGCAACAUUUGGCAAACCUCUCGUUCCUCCUCAGACUGUUCGGAACAAGACCCCUGACUGGAGAGCCUAUCUGUUAAAGAAACUAAUUGGAUCUAAGACCCUACCAGUUGAUUUCCAUUAUAAGAUGGUGGAGAGUAUGAAAUACUCCUUCCAACCAGGAAUGCGGGUGGAAGUUGUGGAUAAGACGCAGAUUUCGCGUACGAGGACCGCGGUUGUGGACACUGUGAUUGGAGGCCGCCUGAGGCUACUGUAUGAAGAUUGUGAGGAAGAUGAUGAUUUCUGGUGCCACAUGUGGAGCCCUCUCAUCCACUCAGUGGGGUGGUCCAAACGGGUGGGUCACAAACUGAAAUGCACAGGAGCGACCAGAGCAGACUUAAGCUCACACCCAACGUUCAGGAAAAUCUACUGUGAUGCUGUACCCCAUCUCUUCAAAAAGGUGCGAGCAGUUUAUGCUAAUGAUGAUUGGUUUGAAGAGGGGAUGAAACUGGAGGCCAUUGAUCCACUGAAUUUAUCCACAAUUUGUGUUGCCAGUGUCCGAAAGGUGUUGCUGGAUGGAUAUCUGAUGAUUGGAAUUGAUGGUUGUGAAGCAGCUGAUGGCACCGACUGGUUCUGUUAUCAUGCUUCCUCCUGUAGCAUCUUUCCCGUGGGAUUCUGUAAGAAAAAUGACAUUGAAUUGACACCUCCUCGAGGUUGGGAGAAGUGCUUUGACUGGGAUACGUAUUUAAGAGAGACUGGCACCAUGGCAGCUCCUGCAAGUCUGUUCAUUAGGGAUGUGAAGGAGAAGUUGUUCAAUGUGAGAACGAGCUCAGCCAGGCGGAGGAAGGUGGUGGAUGAGCCACAGUUUAAGGAAGAAGCGGAGAACUCUCAGAACAUUCUGGAUAUUCCGUACCAUGGGUUUGAACCUGGAAUGAAACUCGAGGCGGUCGAUUUGAUGGAACCUCGCUUAAUCUGCGUUGCCACGGUGACGCGCGUGGUGAACCGUCUGUUGAGGAUCCAUUUCGACGGGUGGGAUGAUGAGUACGAUCAGUGGGUGGACUGCGAGUCACCAGAUGUGUAUCCGGUGGGCUGGUGUGAGCUGACUGGCUAUCAACUCCAGAUGCCUGUGGUUCCAGCUCCCGAAAAGCCUGUUGCUAAGCCGACAGAAGCCACAAAGACAAAGAGGAAGCCCUAUGGGAAGAAAAGGAGAAAACUGCUGAUGGCAAAACGUGGAACAAAGGGCAAACCUGGAGCGCUGCUCGACCCGAAGGGGAAGGAGGACCCACCCGAAGAUGAAAUCAUUGCAGUGCAAGUGAAGGAGGAGAUGGUUGACUUAUCGACACCACUGGACCCCAGCAACCUGCUGAUCCCCGUGGAAAACAUCAAGCAGGAGCCGGUAGACUGAGUGAGUCCCAGCACUCCUCUGCCACUGCACUGCGCCAGUGUGAACUGGCUAAUUCUGGACCCUGUAAGUUACUCUCUUUGUGGACUGGUGUUGGAGAAGGAGAACUGCAACCGGGAGUCCCGAUCUCCAGCUCGGUUGAGUGGAUCAGACUGGUUUAAACUGGCUAGGACUGGAUCCUGCCAACAGAAGCAUUAGACACUGGGGCUCUUUUGUUAUGAAUUCCAGCCUGCCAAAAAAAUAUGAUUUAUUAAUAAGAAGAGUUGUACAGUAGUAAUGAGGCCGUGGAAAUGUGGCUGUAAAAGGCCUAGGAGUGUGUUUUGGAUGGUACAGCCUGUCAGUUUUCUGGUAUAGUAUUGAGUCCUUACAGCUGAUGUUACAGUUUUGUACAAGAUUUAAACUGAUAGUUUCCUCCUUUCCCUGAAGGUCCCAUACCCUCGAUCACACCCCAGUGACCAUUCUUUAAUGGAAGCCAGGACCGAAUGGUGACCAGCCAUUUAAUCUCGUAGGUGUGUCAUGGUGGGUCAGCCCCAUCUACCAUGUCUGCAGACAAGAUUCCAGGUGAUGCCCAUCCUGGUGGUAUCUGUAUUUUUUUUUAAACUAUCCUUCACCAGGAGGUUUGAAAGAACAUUUUGCAAGGGCCCCUGUUGCUGCUUCUGGAAAGAUCAGUUAGCUUGACGCAGGCAGUCAAACCUUCGACCUUGUGGUCUGUACCACACUGAGACUUCCGUUUCCGCCCCCCCCCCCCAAAAUUGU